UUAGUCUCAGUACACCGGUCCAACACUCCUCACAUACUCCUAGCCCCUAGUAGUUCACCGGAUAAAUUGAUAAACCGAACAUUUCCGGCCCACCAAGCGUAACCUAUGGUUUCUUGGUCUCGGCCAGUUAAAGCUAAAGUUUCAUUAAAGAGCGUUUCCACGGAAUAGAACCUCGUCGGGGAAAUCAGGUUUCUUUUUUUUGAACAAAGAAUAUAUUUCUUCUUCCUUUUUCGCUUCGCUCUUCGCAUUGAAAGAACAGAUAAAAAAACAUCCCUCUCCGGCAAAAAUGGUCCUCUGUUAUAUUUACUAAGAAGAAGAAGCAGCAGCCCACGUUGAGAAAUGACCGGUCCCCGGCCGCUGUUACUCGCCCUCCUGUCCUCCGUUCUCCUGGUGGUUCUCACCUUGGCGUUGGUUCUUCCGUCAACCAUUAAAUUCAAACCGCCGCAACUUAUCCACUUCUCGACCUUCCAACAACAACCACUGGAAAUAACGCCUCCCAAUCCCACUCCGACGGCGGAACCAUGUCCACCACCAGCGAAGGCGACCCGAAACCCAAGGGCCGAUGCUGAAAAAAGUUCCGAAAAACCAGGCCCUUAUCACAAUUGGGAACACUUCAAUGCCGACUACAACGAAAUGAUGCAAAACUUGAAGAUUUACACAUACCCAGAUGUACACAAGAAGAGCUCCCCAUUUUCAAACAUUUUCCUUCCUCAGCCAGACGCGAAGAAGCUCGGGAAUUACUACAGCGAGCACGCGUUCAAGACCGCGCUCCUCUCGAGCCCCUUGCUGACGUCUCGGCCGGAGGAGGCCCACUUCUUCUACAUGCCUUUCUCCAUCAACCUGAUGCGCCUCGACCGCCGGCUGCACUCGGCGGAGUCCAUAAAGAAAUUCGUGGCCCGGUACGCGGACAGGAUCAGCUCGGAGUUCGCGUUCUGGAACGCCUCGGGAGGCGCCGACCACCUGUACGUGUGCUGUCAUUCCAUCGGCCGCGACGCGGCUUCGAACCACGAGGGAUUGCGCAACAGCGCGAUUCAGGUCACUUGCUCCUCCAGUUACUUUCAGAGGCUGUAUGUUUCCCAUAAGGAUGUGACGCUGCCGCAGGUUUGGCCCCGGCCCGAUCUUGACCGAGCCUCGACGAAUCCUCCGGAUAAGAGGAACAAACUGGUUUUCUUUGCUGGGCGCGAGCAAAAUGCUCGUGUUCGAGAAAAAUUAAUAGCUUUAUGGGGAAAAGAUGCUUCCAUGGACAUCUUUUCUAAUAAUCGAUCUUUCCCUUACGAAGAAGGAUUUCGAAGGAGCAAAUACUGCCUAAGCGUCAAAGGUUAUGAGGUAAAUACUGCAAGGGUCAGCGAUGCCAUACAUUUUGGUUGCAUCCCUGUUAUAAUCUCCGACUACUAUGACCUCCCGUUUACUAACGUAUUGGACUGGCGCAAGUUCUCGAUUAUCAUCAACGAAGAGGACGUUGGAAUUUUGAAGAAAAUAUUGCUGUCGAUAUCCGAAGAAACGUACCUCACCAUGUACAACAACCUGUUUUUGGUUAGGAGACACUUUUCAUGGCAUGCACCUCCUAGAAGUUUUGAUUCCUUUUAUAUGACCACCUACCAAUUAUGGUUGCGAAGAGGAUUGCAUCGGUUGUCUCACUAGCCUUCCAUCCUUGCCAUGAGUCGACGACUGACGCCUGAUAUUCCGGUUGGAUGAUCUGUCCAAUGAAGUAGGUAUAAAAAUCAAAUGAGUAACUCAAGUCUUCUGGCGGAUCAAAAAAAAACUCAAAGUCUUCUGUUGUUCUCUUGACUCAUUUUGUACUCAGCCGAAUCCCAAAGUUUUUUUCUCUCCACCGUUGGAUGUCUUAAGUUAAGAGGCGGCGCCUCUUCAUGAAAAGUCUCACGCGAUCAUCACAGGGACAAUUCUCUCAGAGAAUUCGGAUCCGUUCUUUUGAUGCCCUAUGCUAGGCUCUGUACCCAUGUUCUUGUUAUGGUUUCCACAAUUAUGUGCUCCAUGUAAUUGUUUUAUACUUGUCUCAUUCUUCAUAAUAUAGUACAUGGGAAUAAAUAGGGUUCUA
Molecule: messenger RNA, 2056 nt
Organism: Rhododendron vialii
Lineage: Eukaryota; Viridiplantae; Streptophyta; Magnoliopsida; Ericales; Ericaceae
Product: probable glycosyltransferase At5g03795
Exons: 2
Coding region: 340-1641 (433 amino acids)
Molecular function (GO): glycosyltransferase activity
Source: RefSeq, a predicted model, not a curated record